Molecule: messenger RNA, 564 nt
Organism: Puccinia graminis f. sp. tritici CRL 75-36-700-3
Lineage: Eukaryota; Fungi; Basidiomycota; Pucciniomycetes; Pucciniales; Pucciniaceae
Exons: 4
Coding region: 1-564 (187 amino acids)
Source: RefSeq, a predicted model, not a curated record
AUGCUCCUCAUUAAUUUCUUCCAGGCGAUAUACAUCGGUUUGGCUCUGUUGCCUAUGGUCACUAUUCUCCAUUCCGGUCAGGUUGCACUUGUAGAUGGUCGACUCCGAGAGGUCAUUUGCAUGCCGCAUUUCGACAGUGAGGACAACAAACCGGAUGUUUCCUGCUGGUUGGACAAAAACACAAAGUUCAUAUGCCCAAAAACUUCCUGCAGGUCAACUAAGUAUCCAGCAGUGAAAUUUGGCGAAUUGUUGUAUCAAGGAUGCCUAAAUGAUGUUGCACAGAAGUACAAUAGAAGAGUCCACCCACGUAACUAUCACCAUUACCCCAAGGGUGAUGGAAAAUAUGAAUGGGGUCGCAACGGAUUUGUUUCCGCCUUUGACAGCGCCAGUCAACUUUGGUAUAACUGUCUAUAUGAUGGCAAAGAGGAUAACAAGGAUACCUAUAGUCAGUCUUUUUGUACUGACAAUCUCACAGCAAUAUGCGAACUGACCAAGUCGUCUUUCUUCAAAACGAAAAACAAAGCCUGUUCGGAUUGCAAGGAAGCAUCAAAUCCGACAAACUAA